AAACGUUAAACACGCAUUUGUAACAUUUUUGAUAGUGUUUUAUCUCCAUAGAGCUUGAGCAUUGGGAUCUUUAUCCCGACAGUCCACCUCACCAGAGAAGAGAAGUUUGUGGUCUGUGAUCUGUGAGACAGGUGUGCAAGAUGGUGAAGAAGGCCUCAUUAGUGUUAACCACUCCACCUGGGUCAGCUCUGUUACAAGGAGAGCUGAGGCAUAUUCCGUGAGAUGAAAGAGGAAGAGGCAGAUAUAGGGUCUAAAAGGGGAAGGAAAAGAAUGAACCCUGGAACCACAACAUGCUACAGCGAGCAGCUAAACAAACCUGAAACUAUGAAGCUUGAUCAUAGACACUACUUCUGCAGUUGGUUUGGCUAAAUCUUUGGCUUGAUCAGUUACUGUUGCGUGUUUUAUUGUUAUUAUUUUUUAAUGUCUUUUAGGAAGAUGUUUCAUAUUGCUCUGCUGCUGGCCAUUGUCAUCAGUGUGAACAUGUUUCAUGCAUGUUUAAUUCCUGCCUGAAAACCAAAUUUAGAGAUAUUUUGGAUAAUAAUGAAAGUAAAGUUGAAGCAUUUAAUAAAAAGUUAUUGAAAUUCAGUGUUAUAUUCAUAACACAUUUUACCACAGAAGGCCUUUUAAAGCCCUGCCUUACUUUACAAUAUAAAUGACUAAAGUACAGUCUUACCUUGCUAAGCAUAAAGCCUACCAACAGAGCUUCAUCACAAGACUGAUGUGUUGCUGUAUUAAAUGAUAUAAAAUAUGUGCUCUUGGCACCACUAGGUUUUUCCUUUACACUUUGAGCUGUUUGAGCCCAGCAGAACACGUGAGCAUAUGAACAUUUAUUCAACAAGUGCUUUCUGUUUACUUGUAUUUUGACUCAAGUUGAGUAUGUGAGUCACACCAGAGACAGGCCACCUCCCCAUUUCAAUGGUGCAAAAUGUUAUUCCUUCCCCCCUCCAUCAGACAGUGUCACCCUAUUGGCCAAUCACUGGGUGACACAAGCAGCUGAAAAAUUGAAGGACACGGGAGGCUGCACACUUCUGGAAAAACAGUGACACACACACUCCAUCACUGAACAUCUUAUGCUAUAACUGAGUUGUUCUUUCUUUUGACUGCACCAACAGUUAGGAUUCAUACGACUGCUGUGAAGUUUUAAUUCUAACAUACAUCUUUUCAUUGCUGACUUGCUCAUAUCUGCCACCAUGUGCCUUCUGACAGCUGCCCUGUUGUUUUCUUUACUUGGUUCCUAUUCUUGUGCUCAGUUUCUGGCACCUCUAAACAUGGGAGGAGUCACAGGGCAAGUGAAAUUUGACUCCACCUCCCAGACAGCCGAGGUCAACGUGUCUGGUGCUGAAACCUGCGGUUUACUUAACUUUUCCCUCAGCGAGUUCCCCGUCAUGUAUGGCCAUUUUGCUCAGCCUUGUUCAGAAGCAAAUAUCGGCCCCAGUGUCUUCACCUUCACAGCUGCUUCAGCUUCCACUGUCAAUGUGUCACACAUCUUUCAACAAAGAUCAAACCUGGAUGACUUCUCACUGGCUUUAUUGACAUGUUCGGGCAUUAAAGUAUGCACAGUUAUAAGUCAAGGUCAAACACUCUUGACUCGUCAGGUUAGGUUUACCGGACCCAUCGCGGGUAAUGUUUACAUUCGUAUUAACACAGGACAGACCAACCUCAGGCUUCUUGCAGAUCUAGUUACAAUCGGUCAGGUCAAUGCCUUGCAAACAAAUGUCACUCUUUUUGGAUCUAUGAGCACUGCAGAAAGCUGUGCUGUCCUACUUGGAAGCCUGAACGCCUCAUCUUUGACCAGUCUGGGUACAGUAAAGGUUGGAACUCCUUUACAACCUCAGAAGUCUCGUCUGGACCUCGACAGCCUCAGCAUCAACAACAGCUUUCUUCUUUUCUUCACUGGGUCAAGUUACAAGUGUGCUCAAAUGUAUAACCUGCCAGAGAAACAGGUGGCCGCUGUUGUGAAUAUGAGAGGCAUCAAGGGAUACUUUAGUUUCCAUCAAGCAUCCCCUUUUGAUGUAACAGAGUUGAGGGUGAACCUGACUAACCUACAGAGCAAAGUCGGCCCCUACCACGUCCAUUUUUUUCCUGUCCCCUCAGUCAAGCCGCCUCCAUCAAGCUUGUGCUCAAACGAUAAUGUGGGUGGCCACUGGAACCCAUUUGGCAUCAACACGACUGUUCCAACAUACCCAAAAGUGCCUGGUUCAACACACGACAUGUAUGAGAUUGGUGACCUCAGUGCCAAGCAUAUGUCCCUUGGUGGUCAAACCAAAGUAGACAUGGUGUUCAAGGACUUCAACCUCCCUCUGUAUGGACAGAACAGCAUUGUAGGUCGCUCAGUUGUGAUUCACCAAACAGAUGGCACCAGAUAUGCUUGUGCUAGCAUCAGCUAUCCUGGUACAGUGAUUGUAGCCAGAGCCACUUUUCAGAGCCCUGUGGUUGGUAACAUCUGGUUCACCCAGCUGGAGAACAGCCCUCUGUCUGAUGUAUCCAUCUUCAUGGAUCUGUCAUAUGGAAAUCUCACAAUGACACCAACCAGAAACCACAAGUGGCAUGUUCAUUCUUACCCCAUUAGCUCAGAAAGGGAUGAUGAUGAAAAGAGCUGCAGCACAACAGAAGGACACUGGAAUCCCUUUAACAUUAGUACAGAAGACAGCAGCUAUGCCCUCCACUGUAGUCCAUCUAGUCCCUUAUCCUGUGAGGUGGGUGACCUGUCCAGCAAGCACAGCACCAUCAACCUUGGCACCAAAGUGGGCGGAGUGGAAGCAAAAAACUUCUUCACUGAUGUCACUUCCUGGUUGCCUGGGUCAGGCAUUAUUGGUCGUUCUGUGGUCAUCCAUCAACCAGAAAAAGGAGCGCCAAGGAUUGCUUGUGCCAAUGUUACAGUGGUACGAGUCCCCAAAGCUAGCCUAAGUAUCUGGUUUGGCACAGAUAUGUCCAGUGGCCAGGUGCGGUUCUCCCAGGCAGUCCCACAAGGCCCCACAACUAUAAACGUAUCCCUGAUGAACUUAAACUCAUUAGCUGGGGGUUACCAUGUUCACUUACUCUCCAUCAAAAAUGGCAGUGUAGACCCCUGUUCUAAUGCAAAUAUCCUGGGUCACUUCAACCCCUUAGCCUGGAACAUAUCAAACUCCCCACCACCAGGAACAGGCACUGUGGACCAGUAUGAGAUUGGAGACAUUAGUGGGAAGUUUGGAACGCUGAAUGGCCUCAACCAAUCCGAGGCUGUAUACAUGGACCCUGAUAUGCCAUUAACUGGACCAUACAGCAUAAUGGGAAGGUCACUGGUGAUUCACUACACCAAUGGAUCAAGAAUGAAGUGUGCCAACAUCUUAGCUGACAGAGAUAUAGAUGGACAAUGGAUUAUUGCAAAAGCUGUUUUCAACAGUACAGUGUCUGGGACAAUUCGACUGCAACAGCAGGUGUUUCCUGAUGGAAGCAGCAGUGAUUUAACCCUGGAUGUGACCCUUCAAUCACCAAUAAGACUAAAUGCAACUGUGGCAUCCUUGCUCAUCACAAACGGGCGUAUAGGUGUUAAUGGCCAGUGCAGCAAUGUGGGAGACACCUACAAUCCCUUCAACAUGACAUCGAUGAGCUCCAGCUGCUCAUUAGACAAUCCUCUGAGCUGUGUGGUGGGGGAGAUAUCUGUAAGACAAGGCCCAGUCAGUCUGACUGAGGGUCAGAUCUUCACUGACAGCAUCAUGCAGCUCUUUGGAGACAACACAGUCGUCCACAGAUCUGUACUGCUGAAGAGUGGAGACAGCAUCAUUGCAUGUGCCGACAUCCUCCCAGAAUCCCCUUCAGCAGGGCAGACCUUUCCAAGUGUGACUAGCUUCAGCAGGUAUGACUUCCGUAGGAGGGUUGCAGAUGUUCUGCAGAUGGAAGUAGCAAGAAUCACCAUCCUGCCUGGCUCUCCCCUCUCUGCAGCUGAUGGAAGGUGCCAACAAGUCAACUUCAUGGUAUCUGGGAAUGUCAGCACACAGCUUCUGGCGUCUGUCAAAACCAGUGCAAAGAUGGGCAUGUUCAAAGAAUCUGAGUCAUGCACGAAUUUGAUGCCCUCAGGAAGUGCAGGCCUGCCCCUGGUACCAGGAUGUUUUCUUCUAGGCUUCAUGCUGGCUGCUACGUACCUGCUGCCAUCAGCAGCUUAUUUAUGGCUCUGAGAUUCAGCCAUGCCAUGCACCAUCAGUGGGGAUACAUGGAUCCUCAUAGCAUAAAAUUGUGAAGAUGUUUAUGUAUUGUAAUCUAUCCAGUGCUACAGUGGUUAUCUGAUUAAACAUUUGGUUUAUGACUGCCAUGUUAGAAAUGAAAGGCCAAAAACAAAUCUUUUCUAUAGGAGGGUGAUGAACGAAUAUGCUGUAAGGAGGCAAAAAGAGGAUUUUUUGGGGCAAGUCUGGGAUGCAGUUUACAAAGAGGAAGACUUAGACAAAGCAUAUGAGCAAUUCUUAAAUAUAUUCAUGGAAGUAUAUGA
Molecule: messenger RNA, 4462 nt
Organism: Monopterus albus (swamp eel)
Lineage: Eukaryota; Metazoa; Chordata; Actinopteri; Synbranchiformes; Synbranchidae
Gene: cusr
Product: Copper-only SOD repeat protein
Exons: 11
Coding region: 1191-4154 (987 amino acids)
Biological process (GO): superoxide metabolic process
Molecular function (GO): metal ion binding
Source: RefSeq, a predicted model, not a curated record